UUGAAGGGGUUAUGCGUGCAAAACAUCUAGGGUUUCUCUCCUUGCAGUCACCGGCCGCAGGCAUACGACUGGCCUCACUACGCUGCCGAUCCUUUUCUGCUCCUUUGUUCCGCAGCUCGCUCUUGUCCUCCUCCCUUCUUUCUUUAUCGCCUGCUUUCUCUAGCACACCCUUUAGCUCUCUUUAUCGUUCUCUCUUCGCUUCCCUCCCGCCUCCUACUCUCCAACUCUCUUGCUUCACUAUUUGCUUACUGCGUCGCUCCGUCUGCUUUGUAAGAGAAGCGCAGAUAAACUUGGGAGGAGGGAUGCUGGACAUCAACCUCUUCCGUGAGGACAAGGGCAAUGACCCGGAACGAAUACGCGAAUCACAGCGCCGCCGCGGCGCCUCCGUCGAGAUAAUUGAUGAGGUCAUCCGCCUUGACAAGGAAUGGCGCCAACGACAAUUCGAGCUUGAUUGUCUCCGGAAAGAUUUCAAUCGUAUCAAUAAGGAAAUCGCGCAGCUGAAGAUCGCAAAGAAAGAUGCGUCCGAGAAGAUAAAGAGCACGGAGGAAAACAAGAGGCUUGCAACGGAGAAGACCGAGGAGGUGCUGCAAGCAAAGGCUACUCUUGAAGCCAAACUGAUGAUCAUCGGGAAUCUCGUGCACGAUUCUGUUCCUAUUAGCAUGGAUGAGGCAGAUAACCAGGUAGUGAGGACGUGGGGUGAGAGGCGGAUGGAAGGGAAGCUCAGAAGCCAUGUGGAGCUUGUAGAGAAGCUUGGCAUUGCUGAUUUAAAGAAAGGAGCUACUGUAGCUGGAGGAAGAGGUUAUUAUUUGAAGGGCGAUGGUGUCCUUUUGAACAUAGCACUGAUAAACUUUGGUUUGGUAUUUCUGAGAAAGAAGAACUAUGAACCACUUCAAACUCCCUUUUUCAUGAGGAAGGAUAUCAUGGCAAAAUGUGCUCAGCUUGCUCAAUUUGAUGAAGAGCUCUACAAGGUUACAGGCGAGGGAGAGGACAAAUAUCUUAUAGCUACUUCUGAACAACCAUUAUGUUCAUAUCAUCUAGAGGAACGAAUCUAUCCCACGAGCUUACCAUUAAGAUAUGCUGGAUAUUCAACCUGUUUCCGAAAGGAAGCUGGAUCUCAUGGGCGUGAUACAUUGGGCAUUUUUAGAGUUCAUCAGUUUGAAAAAGUGGAGCAGUUCUGUAUCACAAGCCCAAAUGACAAUGAGUCUUGGCUGAUGCUUGAAGAGAUGCUUAAAAACUCGGAGGAAUUCUAUCAGGAGCUUAAGAUACCCUACCAGAUAGUUGCUAUUGUAUCCGGAGCUUUGAAUGAUGCAGCUGCCAAGAAAUACGACCUUGAAGGUUGGUUUCCUGCAUCAAAAACAUACAGAGAGCUUGUGUCUUGUUCAAAUUGCACGGAUUAUCAGGCGAGGAGGUUAGGGAUUGGAUAUGGGCAGAAGAAGAAUGAUGAGCAAUCCAAGCAAUUUGUGCACUUGCUGAACUCAACCCUGACAGCAACAGAAAGAACAAUUUGCUGCAUACUUGAAAACCAUCAACAGGAGGAUGGAGUAACAGUCCCAGAAGUACUGCGACCCUAUAUGUGUGGCAUUGAAUUUCUGCCUUUUAAGAAAUGAGGAAAGGUCAGACCCAAAUUCCCUUUUACUCUUCUGAUCAAAAGACAAUUUUGAAUCCAGCUGAGCUUUUCAAGGCUGAUUUUGGAGCUGUUUAAGGAUUUUUAUUUAUUGGCCUGUAAGGCAUGGAAAGUGAUUUGACCUGGGAAGGAAUAUUUGCCUUCAUAACUUUGAAUUUAAUAAUUAUGAAUUGUAUUGAAAUUAUGGUGGCCUUUACAUGCAAAAAACUAUGUUGAUUGUCAUUCAGUUAAUACUGUGUGAAUUUUGAUUGGAGUGGA
This is a messenger RNA of Dendrobium catenatum, 1882 nucleotides long. RefSeq names its product serine--tRNA ligase. Gene Ontology annotation, cellular component: cytosol. The record is from RefSeq and is a predicted model, not a curated record. Gene Ontology annotation, biological process: seryl-tRNA aminoacylation. Gene Ontology annotation, molecular function: serine-tRNA ligase activity; tRNA binding; ATP binding. Bases 12 to 1607 code for a protein of 531 amino acids. NCBI's taxonomy places the organism in Eukaryota, Viridiplantae, Streptophyta, Magnoliopsida, Asparagales, Orchidaceae. The transcript has 9 exons.